AUGUUGAACCCUCGCCAUGAAAUAGAAGGAAUGACCAGUGUUCAAAAAAGAAGUUUAUUUACCACUCCUUUCAAUUUAUUUGCUACCCUCUUCAAUUUAUUUGCUACCCUCUUCAAUUUAUUUGCUACUCCCUUCAAUUUAUUUGCUACCCUCUUCAAUUUAUUUGCUACUCCCUUCAAUUUAUUUACUACUCCCUUCAAUUUAUUUGCUACCCCCUUCAAUUUAUUUGCUACCCUCUUCAAUUUAUUUGCUACUCCCUUCAAUUUAUUUGCUACCCCCUUCAAUUUAUUUGCUACCCUCUUCAAUUUAUUUACUACUCCCUUCAAUUUAUUUGCUACCCCCUUCAAUUUAUUUGCUAUCCUCUUCAAUUUAUUUGCUACUCCCUUCAAUUUAUUUAUUACUCCCUUCAAUUUAUUUGCUACCCUCUUCAAUUUAUUUGCUACCCUCUUCAAUUUAUUUGCUACUCCCUUCAAUUUAUCUCCUCUUUGCUACUCCCGUCGAUUAUUUUACUGCAAUUUUUUUUCUAUAUUACUCUUCUCGAUACCUUGUUAA
Messenger RNA from Acanthosepion pharaonis, 552 nucleotides. The record is from the annotation of a GenBank genome assembly. NCBI's taxonomy places the organism in Eukaryota, Metazoa, Mollusca, Cephalopoda, Sepiida, Sepiidae.